Messenger RNA from Saitoella complicata NRRL Y-17804, 207 nucleotides. RefSeq lists its product as uncharacterized. The coding region runs from base 1 to 207 and encodes 68 amino acids. The transcript has a single exon. NCBI's taxonomy places the organism in Eukaryota, Fungi, Ascomycota, Saitoellomycetes, Saitoellales, Saitoellaceae. The record is from RefSeq and is a predicted model, not a curated record.
AUGCGCCCUCGCAAUCCCCUCCGCCAACCCCGCCUCAAUGACCUUCCCCACAAUCCUAUCCCUGAACUGCAUCAUCAAGAAAUAUCCACUCACAGCCAUCACCAACACCGGCACAGCCUGGAACGCAACCGUCGUAAGCCACAUACGGAUGAGACGAGCGUGAACGCGGUCCGCGCGGAUCGCGGUGCGGAUUGUGGCGGUGAUUGA